AUGGCUCGCUACUCAGCCCAGGGGCCUGGCAUUGGCAUGCUUAGGGCCCCAAGGCCUAUCUCGCUGACCCUGCAGCUGCAGGGCCGGCACAGAGAACCCCAGCGUUCCGCUUGCUAUGGCCUGGCUCGCCUGCCAUCUCUGCUGGCAGAGGCCUCCUGCUCACUCUGCCCCGGGCAGAAGUUGCAGCCGGAUGCUCCAUGCCCGGGCAGCACCCCUGAGCCAGCCUCUCUCUCCCCUGACAGCUGGUACCAUGGGGCAAUCAGCCGGACGGACGCUGAGACCCUGCUGAGGCUGUGUAAGGAGGCCAGCUACCUUGUGCGCAACAGUGAGACCAGCAAGAACGACUUCUCUCUGUCUCUCAAGAGCAGCCAGGGUUUCAUGCACAUGAAACUCUCCCGCACCCCAGAGAACAAAUACGUGCUGGGCCAGAACAGCCCCCUGUUCGACAGCGUGCCCAGGAUCAUCCACCACUACGCCAGUCACAAGCUGCCCAUCAAGGGGGCCGAGCACAUGUCUCUGCUCUACCCAGUGGCUAUCCGAACCCUAUAGCCCAGCAGGGAGUGCCGGGAGCCCCCGGCCUGGGCCUGGCAUGCACGCAGCUCGCCGAAGGCAGCCCCCAGCCUGGCGUACGGAGCAGAGCCAGGGACGGACUCCGGGCCGCAGGCCGAAGUACAGCCUGGCAGGCGCCGGGAGUGGCAGGACCGCUAGCGGCACGCCGGCUCCUUGCCGCCAGGAGAGCUCUCCAGGAGGGAGGCGCCCCUUCUCUGGGACCAGCCUGUGUACAUACCCCAGGGACAGGGUUGGGCCUGACUGUCGCCGUGCCCGCUGCCCCCGGCCGCUCUCCCCCCGCCUGCAGGCCUGUCCCAGCUGGCUCCCCAGGCUGGGCACAGAACAGGGGCCUGGGCUUUGGUGGAGUCCCAGGGACCAAGGGGGAUAAUUUAUUGCUAAGCCGGGUACGUGGCCCUUUUCCAGAGGGGCUGGCUCCUGGCAGUGCUGGCCGGCCCACAGGUGGCGUGAAGGAGCUGUGGGGUAGAUGCCAGUUGCAGAUGCCUUGGGCUGCCCCCCAGUAUCACCGAGAAUUGACUGGAGGAGAAAGCCAGGCAGGGGGAGCUGGGCCGGUCCGUGGAGGAGGACUGCUGCUGCUGGAGGAGGACGACUCCGUGGGAUGGGCCACCGGGCCGGCUGGCGUAGCUCACUGCAGAGCUGGGACCGUGGGCAGGGGACCCUUCACUGCGCUCCUUGGCCAAUGUACACACCGAGUGUGCCGCACCAGCACCAAUAAAGCCGCGCGAAGCUGCCACCCUCCCAGUGAGAUAUGGGGCAGCGCUGGCCCUGCCCCCGCCCCACCCACGGGCCUCUACAGCUCAUGGGGCUCAAAGGCGGGGGCGUCCGCCCCUAGGUCACAGCCUCUUCCUCCAGCCCCAAUCCAGCUCCCUCGGCUGGGUGGGAGGCUCCAACGCCUUCCCUUCGGAGGGGGGCAGGCCUGGGUCACAGGGUCAGAACUCCAGGCUCCCAGCCCAGUGCUCAGGCCCAUCGCCCUCGUGCACUCCAGGCCUGGCAGCAUCGAGGGCCGUCCCCCCAGCACGGGGACGGCAAGGAGCUGAAGGACACGGGCCGGGAGACCCAGCCUGGACGCCAGCCCGCCGUGCUGCAGGGCGCAGGCCUGACCCUGCUGUCUUGGGAGAUGAGCCAGGCACCGCUCCCUCGCAGGAACAGAAGCUGCUGGGGCGUCUGAGAGCGGAGGAGCCCAUCCCCAAGCCAGUGUGGGUGA
Pelodiscus sinensis (Chinese soft-shelled turtle) is the source of this 1771-nucleotide messenger RNA. Lineage: Eukaryota; Metazoa; Chordata; Testudines; Trionychidae. The record is from RefSeq and is a predicted model, not a curated record.